Molecule: messenger RNA, 1312 nt
Organism: Antechinus flavipes (yellow-footed antechinus)
Lineage: Eukaryota; Metazoa; Chordata; Mammalia; Dasyuromorphia; Dasyuridae
Exons: 2
Coding region: 310-1071 (253 amino acids)
Source: RefSeq, a predicted model, not a curated record
GGCGGGCUCCCCGUCAGGUUCCCGGGGGGGGGGCGUUUGAAGGGGUCCGUCGGGCUUCAGAGUCUGUGGCGAUUGGGGGGCCUGACAUUUUGGGCUUUAGUCAGAAUCUGUACUGAUCGGAGGGUUGUGUGAAGGGGAAAGGCAGGGUCCUGUAGCAGGGGUCAUCUGUGGAGAUGGGACGGGGGAGGGGCCCGAAUCUGUGGGGGCCCCCAGAAGCGUCAGCGCUGGGGGUCAGCGUCUGUACUGAUUGCGGAGGUGUGUGUGACGGGGUCAGCGCGGAGUCUGUACCAGGGGUCACCCACAGAGAUUAUGGGGGGCCCGAAUCUGUGGGGGCCCCCAGAAGGGUCAGCGCUGGGGUUCAGCGUCUGUACUGAUUGCGGAGGUGUGUGUGACGGAGUCAGCGCUGAGUCUGUACCAGGGGUCACCCACAGAAACUGGGGGGGGCCCGAAUCUGCGGGGGCCCCAGAAGCGUCAGUGCUGGGGUUCAGCGUCUGUACUGAUUGCGGAGGUGUGUGUGAAGGGGUCAGCGCGGAGUCUGUACCAGGGGUCACCCACAGAGAUUAUGGGGGGCCCGAAUCUGCGGGGGCUCCAGAAGGGUCAGCGCUGGGGUUCAGCGUCUGUACUGAUUGCGGAGGUGUGUGUGACGGGGUCAGCGCUGAGUCUGUACCAGGGGUCACCCACAGAGAUUAUGGGGGGCCCCCAGAAGCGUCAGCGCUGGGGUUCAGCGUCUGUACUGAUUGGGGAGGUGUGUGUGACGGGGUCAGUGCUGAGUCUGUACCAGGGGUCACCCACAGAGAUUAUGGGGGGCCCGAAUCUGUGGGGCCCCCAGAAGGGUCAGUGCUGGGGUUCAGCGUCUGUACUGAUUGCGGAGGUGUGUGUGACGGACAGAGUCUGUACCAGGGGUCACCCACAGAAAUUAGGGGCAUCAGAGUGCAGGGGCUAGUCAGGGUUCCAGGACUCAUGGAAGGCAGUAUUGGGCUCAAGGUCUGUGGAGGUUGGACUUCACAUCCUGAGUCUGUUAGAUUCAAAGUCUCGUGUCUGGUCGCCAUCUUGCGGGAUUCAUGGAUUUAGGGGUUUGGAACCUAAAGGACUUGAGGGGCGUCUGAAAUUUGGUCCGGUGGGAGCAGCGUUGAGGUUCAGAGUUCUAGGUCUGGGUUUGGGCUUAGGAUCGUGAAGUUUGGGGUUUGUUGGGGUAUGGGGUAUUGUGAUCUGUAGAGUUGAGUGUGAGGGCGGUCCCUUUGGGGACUUGGGGUUCAGGGUUGGAAGGGAGAGAUUUGGGGACCUUUAGAGUCCUUACAGGGUCUGUUUGGGG